AACCAACCAACCUUUGGUAAAGGUACAUAUGACCCCGGGAAACCCCGUCGUUCUCUUUCCUCUGGCUGGCAGUGUGGAGGCCACUCGAUGCCUGGACGUUAACCAGCAGGAGGUCGUCAGAGCUCUGGCAGCCUUCCUCAAAAAGUCCGGGAAGCUGAAAGUCCCUGCAUGGGUGGACAUAGUCAAGUUGGCCAAACAUAAAGAGCUUACCCCGUAUGGUAACUGGUUCUACACACGAGCUGCUUCCACAGCAAGGCACCUGUACCUCCGUGGUGGUGCGGGGGUGGAUUCCAUGACCAAGAUCUAUGGAGGACGGCAGAGACACGGUGUCAGGCCCAGCCACUUCAGCAGAGGCUCUAAGAGUGUGGCCCGAGGAGUCCUCCUGGAGGGGCUGAAAAUGGUGGAAAAGGACCAAGAUGGGGGUCGCAAGCUAACACCUCAGGCACAGAGAGAUCUGGAUGGGAUGGCUGGACAGGUGGCAGCUGCCAACAAGAAGAAUUAGAACAAAGGAUGCUGAGUUAAUAAAUUGACUCAUUCAUAAUCCUAAAAAAAAAGGCACAUGUGAAAUUUACUCACAGUGUACUUUCCAUAAUUGCCGUUACUUCAGGUGAUUAAUCCUAGGGCUAGAAGAAUAGCUCAGUAGCAAAGUGCUUACUGUACAAGCCUGAGGACCUGAGUUUGGAUUCAAAGCAUCUACUUAAAA
Molecule: messenger RNA, 703 nt
Organism: Rattus rattus (black rat)
Lineage: Eukaryota; Metazoa; Chordata; Mammalia; Rodentia; Muridae
Product: 40S ribosomal protein S19-like
Exons: 1
Coding region: 29-502 (157 amino acids)
Biological process (GO): translation; ribosomal small subunit assembly
Cellular component (GO): ribosome; cytosolic small ribosomal subunit
Molecular function (GO): RNA binding; structural constituent of ribosome
Source: RefSeq, a predicted model, not a curated record